This is a messenger RNA of Oldenlandia corymbosa var. corymbosa, 2283 nucleotides long. The record is from the annotation of a GenBank genome assembly. Lineage: Eukaryota; Viridiplantae; Streptophyta; Magnoliopsida; Gentianales; Rubiaceae.
UUUAGACUCUUAGGCAACGGUCGUGCCCUCUUGGCUGUUUUCCCCGAUAAAAAUUGUUCAAACAAGAGAACAAGACAGAGUUUUCUUUUCAUUAUACGAAUUUAAUUGAUACAAAAAUAAGAUUCACAAAGAAUAUGCCUAUUUAUAGAUAGUGGCAAUCUAAAGAUUCAGAACCAUAAUAAAUAGUUAUCGUCUUUAGGGUUGUUUGUUAUUCAUAACCCUAAAAGACUACGGAGAAACAAUGGCUAGUUGCUGCAGUUAUAGGAUAUUCAAUUGCCAUGCACAAGAUUCAGUUCCCAACAAGUUAGUUCAUUUCAAUAAGAGAUCGAAUUCAUCUCUGAUCAUCAAGCCAAAUGUGGAGCUCCCGGAAAUUCCCAAUCUAGUACAAGCAGCUUCCAAUGUGAUCAAACAAGCUUCAAUCAAGUUACUAGAUGCAUUCUUUGAGUCCACAUUUCAAUUUGUUGAUCAGCCUUUGCUUCCAUCGGAGAGUAAUUUUGCUCCGGUUGAAGAGAUAGGUAAAAGAGUUGAGGUGGAUAUUGUUGAAGGAGAGAUUCCAAAUGAUUUUCCUCAGGGAGUAUAUGUCAGAAAUGGUUCGAACCCUAUGUUUGGAGCCAAAAAGGCAGCUAAGUCGGUGUUCGGAACAUCAUCUGAAAUAUGGGUGGAAGGUGAGGCAAUGCUGCAUGCUUUGUACUUGUCCAAAGACAACAAUGGCAAAUGGACAGUAAGCUACAACAAUAGAUAUGUCCAAACAGACACUUAUAAGCUAGAGAGGAAAAGAAACAAACCGGCAUUCCUUCCUGCGGCCGAAGGCGAUUCACUCGCAGUUAUCUCUGCUCUUGUUCUAAAUUCGUUGAGAUUUGGGGUGCCAGACAAACUUCUGAGUAAUACCAAUGUGUUUGAGCAUUCGGGAAAGUGUUACACCAUAUCGGAGAACCAUAUGCCACAUGAAAUCGACAUUUCUACACUCAACACUGUCGGGGAUUGGAAGCUUAAUGCUGUUUGGAAUAGGCCUUUCACUAGCCACCCUAAGAAAGCUCCUGACACCGGAGAGCUUGUUAUAAUGGGGUUUAAUGCACAGAAACCAUACUUCGAAGUUGGCAUUUUAUCCGCUGAUGGACAGAAAUUCCUCCAUAGAGUGGACCUCAAAUACAAUAGAUGUACAUUUUGUCAUGAGAUUGGUGUUACCCAAAAGUACAAUGUGAUUUUGGAUCUUCCUCUAACUAUAGACAUCAAUAGACUCGUCAAGGGAGGCUCAUUGAUUAGGUUUGAGAAAGAUCAAUUUGCUAGGAUUGGAGUGAUGCCCCGUUAUGGCGAUGCUGAUUCAGUUAGAUGGUUUGGUGUAGAAACAUGCUUUGUAUUUCACAUGUUCAACUGUUUCGAAGAAGAAGAUGAGGUUGUAGUUAGAGGAUGUCGAGCCCGUGGAUCGAUCAUACCAGGACCCGACUUAGGGUUGAAUAAGUUGGAGUGGUUUUCUCGAGGAUUCAAACAUGUGAACUCUGUUGAAAAGAAUGAAGAAGAAAACUUUCAAGAUGGAGCUCUAUUUAGUCGUGUUCAUGAAUGGAGAUUAAACAUGCAGACUGGAGAGGUUAAGGAAAUGAAUCUUACUGGGGACGAGUUCUCCAUGGAUUUCCCAAUGAUUAAUGAAUCUUACGUUGGCAUCAAGAAUAAAUAUGGUUAUGCACAAAUUGUUGAUUCAUUCGCAAGCUCUGAUGCAGGUGCAGUGAAAUAUGGUGGGCUCGCGAAGCUCUAUUUUGAUGAAUACCAACCCCAAUUUUGCUCGGAUGACGAAAAAGCGCACGAUCAAAAAAAGGUGAAUGUUGAGUAUCACAUGUUGCCCAAGAACACAUAUUGCUCAGGAGCUGUAUUUGUGCCUAAAUCUGGAGGUCUCGAAGAAGAUGAUGGCUGGAUAAUAUCAUUCAUCCAUAAUGAAGAUGAUCACAAAUCUGAGGCCUACGUGGUGGAUGCAAAGAAGUUCACAAGGCAGCCAGUAGCCAGGAUUGCAUUACCAAGUAGAGUGCCUUAUGGGUUCCAUGGAAUGUUUGUGCCCAUGGACUUGCAGAAUUGAAGUUGUUAGUAAACUUGUACUCUCCUUAAAAUUAUUGACUAAUUUGGAUAUUUACUUUUAUUAGUACAAUUUAUACUAUAAAAAUAAAAAUUUAAAUUAGACAAUAAUGGGAAUCAUCCGGCGGGAGAAAGUUCCAAAAUCAAGGAGUGUAUUGUAGCGGUUAGACCAAUAGUUUGGGAAAACAAGUGGAGUAGAAAAAUCUAAAAUUAAUCUUUGAC